Messenger RNA from Thalassophryne amazonica, 2823 nucleotides. RefSeq names its product aminopeptidase N-like. Gene Ontology annotation, cellular component: cytoplasm. The coding region runs from base 199 to 2715 and encodes 838 amino acids. The record is from RefSeq and is a predicted model, not a curated record. Gene Ontology annotation, molecular function: metalloaminopeptidase activity; peptide binding; zinc ion binding. Gene Ontology annotation, biological process: proteolysis; peptide catabolic process. Lineage: Eukaryota; Metazoa; Chordata; Actinopteri; Batrachoidiformes; Batrachoididae. The transcript is spliced from 22 exons.
UACCGUCUUCCUGUUGCUUUGGUUCCUGCGUACUACAACGUCACCCUGUGGCCUCGCCUCACCCCUGACCCACAGUCUGCUCUCUACAUCUUUACAGGGAAGUCUGUUGUGGAGUUUGAGUGUGUGAAAGAAACCGAUGUCAUCCUCAUCCACUCCAACAAACUCAACUACUCCAAGCUGGAAAAUGGACACAUCGGAAUGCUCAUGGCUUCAGGUGGUGCAUCUCCUCCCAAUAUUACAUUCUCCUGGCUGGAGACAAAGACACAGUAUUUGGUUUUACAACUAAACAGCAAAUUAAUUGAAGGGCAGAAGUAUCAGCUGUAUGCCAAGUUCACUGGAGAACUUGCCGACGACUUGGCGGGCUUUUACCGGAGUGAAUAUGAAGAAGAUGGUGUGCAAAAGAUUGUUGCCAUUUCACAGAUGCACCCAACUCAUGCCAGAAAAACCUUCCCUUGUUUUGAUGAGCCAGCUCUGAAAGCUGUUUUCUACGUCACUGUCAUCCACUCUCCUGGAACUGUGGCCUUGUCCAAUGGCAUGGAGCAAGAUAUUGUGAACGCCACCAUUGAUGGAGUCGCGGUGACACAAACGAGGUUUAAGUCCACUCAGAAAAUGUCCACCUACCUACUCGCCAUCGUGGUUUGUGACUUCAAAGACGUCCGUACUCACCUGGGAGACAUUCUGAUACGUAUUUGGGCCCGCAGUAAGGCAAUAGAGGAUGGACAAGGAAACUACGCUCUCAACGUAACUGGACCCAUUUUGGACUUUUACCAAGAAUACUAUAACAUCUCCUACGUCCUAAACAAAGCUGAUCAAAUUGCUCUGCCAGACUUUUACUUUGGAGCUAUGGAGAACUGGGGUUUGGUGACGUACAGAGAAACCAACCUGCUCCAUGAUCCACUGGCCUCUUCAAACAGAAACAGAGAGACCACUGCCACCAUCAUUGCUCAUGAACUAGCCCACAUGUGGUUUGGGAACCUGGUGACUCUGAGGUGGUGGAACGAGGUGUGGCUGAAUGAAGGCUUUGCUUCCUACGUGUCAUACCUGGGGGCAGACCGUGCUGAGCCGGAAUGGAAUGUGAAAGACUUGAUCGUACUCGAUGACAUCCACAAGGUGUUUGCAGUUGAUGCCUUAGCCUCCUCCCAUCCGCUGUCCAUUCAUGAAAACGACAUCCUGCUGCCAAGCCAGAUCAUGGAGCAGUUUGAUGUGAUUUCAUACAGUAAGGGUGCAGCAGUGCUGAGGAUGCUGUCUGAUUUCCUUUCAGAGCCUGUCUUUGUCCAGGGACUCUCCAGGUACCUGAAACAGUUUGCCUACAGCAACACAGAGGGAAAAGAUUUGUGGGACAAUCUACAAAAGGUUGUUGAAUCGAAUGGUGUAUUACUUCCUCGUCAUGUUGGGGACAUCAUGAACCGCUGGGUGCUCCAGAUGGGCUUCCCUGUGGUUACCAUAGAUACAUCCACAGGCAUUGUAUCCCAGAGGCACUUUCUGCUUGACCCAGAUUCUAAAGUCACAGUCAAAUCGCCUUACAACUAUGAAUGGUUUGUUCCACUCAGAUGGAUGACGUCAGUUGAGGUCCAGAAGAACAUCUGGUGGCUCCUGGAAAAGACAGUGGAAAAUGAGGACAUGAAGAGUGGGGGUUUGUGGAUUCUGGCCAACACUAAUGUGACUGGUUACUACAGGGUAAACUAUGACCUUGGGAACUGGGAGAGACUUCUCACCCAGCUAGAUACAGAUCAUCAGGUAAUUCCGCUGAUAAACAGAGCUCAGCUUGUGGAUGAUGCUUUCAGCUUGGCCAGGUCUGGGGAUGUCCCAAUUACUCUGGCUCUGAGGACAACUACUUAUUUGUCUGUGGAGAGGGAAUACAUGCCCUGGCAGUCUGCGCUAGUGAACAUGCAAUAUUACUACCUCAUGCUGGACCGUACGGACGUCUAUCAGCCUAUGCAGGACUACAUGAAGAAACUGGUUUCACCUCUCUUCCUGUAUUUCAAGAACCUUACAUCAGACUGGAGACUUGUUCCACAAAGACACAUGGACCAGUAUAACCAGGUGAAUGCCGUCCGUGUGGCCUGCAGCGCCGGACUGACAGAAUGUCAAAUCCUGACAACGACAUGGUUCAAGCAGUGGAUGGACAAUCCUCAUCAGAAUUUGAUCCAACCCAACCUGCGUUCAGCGGUUUACUGCAGCGCCAUGGCGGCAGGGGAUGUGGCUGAGUGGGAAUUUGGUUGGUACCAGUUGAAGAAAGCUUCAGCAACCAGUGACUCCAGCAAACUCCUGUCUGCGCUGGCCUGCACCACCAACACAGAACUGCUGAAAAGGUAUCUCUCAUACACCUUAAACCCAGCGAUGAUCCGUAAGCAGGAUGCCACCUCAGUCAUCAUCUCCGUUGCCAGCAAUCGAGUUGGACAGAGUCUGGCCUGGGACUUUGUCAGGGUCCAGUGGGAGUACAUGUUCACAAAAUAUGGUGUGGGCUCCUUUUCUUUUGCCACCAUAAUUGACGGCAUCACAGCAAGAUUCUCAACGCCAGAGGACGUGCAGCAGCUGGAGGAGUUUGUGAAGGAGAACAGCGCCGCCGGCUUCGGCUCAGCCUCACUGGCUGUGAUGCAAGCACUGGACAGGACGAGAGCUAACGUCAAGUGGCUCCAAGCGCACAGAGAGGAGGCGCUGCACUGGUUUACCAGCCAGACAGGAAGUCUGUGCGAGGAGAGGAGGAAGGGUUAAAGCCAGCUCGACAACCCAUCAACCAAUCAAAUAGCUGCUCACAUAAAGCAUCAGAUUGUUAAUCAGAAGCUGGAAUGAGGUUGAUCAUUUUCUUUACACUUUUUAUUG